ACAGAUUAUUUUGAGUUUACUGACUAAUAUAUAAUAUAUUGUGUCCUGAGAAUACAAUAAGCAUUACUGAUACAUAUAAUACAAUGGCAGGUCUAAAAAGUGUGUCAGUAUAGUGUUAUUUCACAAAGACGAAUAUAGAUCAAACAAGAUAAUCGCCGUGACCAUGCUUUUGAUUCUGAUCCUGAUUUUUCUGCGGUCAUGUCUGAUUUCAGGUUUGGUGCAUAUCGGCUGUUACGACAUGAGGUUAUUCGAGGACAGAUUUGUCGCAAAUUCAUUCGACGCGUGUGUAGUCACCUGCAGAAACUUUAGAAGUGUCGCCUUCAGAAAAAACUCCUUGGUCUCUGUGCGUUCUCGUGCCUUUGAUGGGCGUCUCCUGGAUUCUCGGCAUCUUCUACGUCAACGAGUCGGCCUCAUUCAUGCAGUAUGUGUUCGCAGUCUGCAACGGGCUUCAGGUCAGAAAUGGCUUCAAGGCGGAAAGAAUCAGGCGUCGAAACAAAUCAAUGGCGAGUUUUUCUCACUGAAUCUGUAUAACGUCUCGAAAUAA
Dreissena polymorpha is the source of this 544-nucleotide messenger RNA. RefSeq lists its product as uncharacterized. The record is from RefSeq and is a predicted model, not a curated record. Lineage: Eukaryota; Metazoa; Mollusca; Bivalvia; Myida; Dreissenidae. The transcript has 6 exons. Bases 164 to 544 code for a protein of 126 amino acids.